UGCAGUUAGUGAAAAGUGCGUUAACAAACGUUAACGGCUAGCUCAUUAGCUUCCUCAUUUGUUUUGCUCCGAUAUACCGUUUUGCUACAGCGUUAAGCUUUUGAACUGCACACUGAACUUCGCCGUAAUAACAGAUCCCGAGUCAUGGUGAGAGAACGGACCCAGAAGAAGUCCUUCCAGCAAAGUCUGGAGGACAUCAAGGAGAAAAUGAAGGAGAAGAGGAACAAACGUCUGGCCAGUGCCUCAGCCCCCAGCGGGGGCCGGUCAAGGAUGAUGAACAAAACAAGUGGAAGUACCUCCACGCACACCAUCCUGAUGGGUGUGCAGAUGAACAACAAGGCGCUGGCUGUGGCCUUGCAGGCUGAAAAGGAGAAAGUGAGGCAGGCUAAUGCAGUGAUCCUGCAGCUGAAAAGAGAGCAGCAGGCACUCUUCCUUCACCUGCUUCUGCUCAAGAGAAAGCUGAAAGAGCAGGAGGCUCUGGCAGCGAGUGCUUCAGAGACUAAACCUUCUACUGAUGCCAAGCACAACAUGCAUUCAGUUAGAAGAAAGCGGACCAGCCAGAACCUGGACCACAUCAUCUGUGAAUCUUCACCAGUUUGUGCAGACCCUCAGCUCUCUAACAAGAAUGGGGAUCUUCAGUGUGAAAAACAGGUGACCUUGCCAUCUACAGUAGGAGUGCGGCGUCAGCGUACAGAUAAAAACAGGAGGAGGUCUGAACGUUUGCAAGAACAGAGGAUUCUGGGUGAGGAAGGUCCAGUUGCUGGCUUUGGGUCUUGGAUCCCAAGUCCUAUUCGCAGUGACAGUGAAAAUCUCAGUCAAAUGCAAAAAUUUGAAGAACCAGAGAUGGCAGAUCCAGGUUUCACUGAGGAGUUACAGCACUCUACUCCUGAACCAGUGCCACCCAAAAAAAGCAGACAACAGGUCGCCAGGAAGCAGACCCAGCAGCAGCAACUGUCCUCCAAACCAGAACAGGUUUCACGAAAACCGGAGAGAGGGCGCAAACCAGAGCGUGCCCCAUUAAAGAAACCGUGGGAGAAUACCAAACCCAGAACCAGGUCAAAGAGUCGGGACCGAUCAGCCACACGGGCCAAAACGGCACCUCCAGCACAGGGCAAUAAACUCAACACUUCACUGGGAUUUAAUGACACAUUUGACUUUGACUGUGAAGAGACCGUCCACGUCACGCCAUUCAGGGCCAAGGCUGAGGACAAUCAGCGAAUUACACCCUUGAGUGAGGAGGCUCAAGAAACAGGACAGGCCCAGGCUGAAACUUCACCUGUGAUUUCCAAGCACAGUGAAUCCAGCUCUUCAUCUCCAUCUUCUGAAUCAGAAGACAGCCUUUAUGUUCCUCACAAGACCAGACAGAGACCAGCUUCUCCUAACAAGACCAAGGGCAUCACCACUCGUAGAGGCCGGCUCUCCAGCACAGUCAGGAAGACGGAAAACAUCCCUCCAAAACCAGAGAUCACUGUCUUCAGAGAUGAAGAGGCAAGUCCCAAGACUACAGGCUCUGAAGAGGCAGCAGGUUGCCUCGAUCAGUCACCUGAUUUUAGCUGUUCUAACAGCCCUGACCCUGUAAAGAUGGAACAGGAUAAUUAUCAAGAGGCUCGUGGAGAAGGAAUGGAGAAUGAUUGUUUGCUUCCUGUCAGCCCUCUGAUUGAAGCUGAGAUGAUGAGAAUAGACAAUGUCCUGUCCAAUUUUGGAGAUUCCUCCGGUGAAGCUCCACCACUUUUACCCCACCAAACUCCAAAGAGGCUCAAAUCAUGCAAGAAACGUGGGCUUGGUGUAAGGCCAGCAGGGCGGGGCUUGAGUCUGUGUGAUGUGACCAAUCUGUCCCCUACAGCCUAUCGCAAAUUUUCCUGUGGAGGCUCGUCUGAUUCUCGAUGCUCCACCCCCGUUCCUAUCCGCAAGCGGCGCUGCACCAUGGCGGUCAACUACAAGGAGCCCUCGUUGCACGCGAAACUUCGGCGGGGAGACAAGUUCACAGACGUGCAGUUCCUCCGCUCUCCAGUUUUCAAGCAGAAGUCUGGCAGGAGGUCUGUGCAGAAACCAAGGAAUUCAAGGAGUGGGCAUCAGCCUUUUGAAAAGUACAAUGAGUCUUUUGUUGGGUGUCGCUGAAAGUUGUUGCCUGAC
Messenger RNA from Pelmatolapia mariae (spotted tilapia), 2133 nucleotides. It is a transcript of the gene sgo1, whose product is annotated as shugoshin 1. The coding region runs from base 145 to 2118 and encodes 657 amino acids. NCBI's taxonomy places the organism in Eukaryota, Metazoa, Chordata, Actinopteri, Cichliformes, Cichlidae. Gene Ontology annotation, biological process: meiotic chromosome segregation. The record is from RefSeq and is a predicted model, not a curated record. The transcript has 9 exons. Gene Ontology annotation, cellular component: nucleus; chromosome, centromeric region.